AUGGGGGAGGAAGUGCGCAAUGCCGCCGAGCGGCUCCGGAAGCUGCUGCGCGCCGCCCAGUACCCGCAGCUGAGCGCGCUGCGCCUCGAGGAUGGGGACGUGGCCGACCUGCUGCGCGUGCUGCACUUCGUGCUGCUGGACUCGUCGCGGGCCGUGGCGCAGUUCCUCGUGGACAGGGGCUACGACCUGUACGGCAAGACGGACGCGCGCUUCGUGGAGAGCGCCUUCCGCCUGCUGCGCGACGAGUUCCGCUGCUUCCCGUCGCUGAGCGUGCCGCAGUUCCUGUCCAAGCAGUUCGUGGCGCGCAGACUCGCGAUCGUGGCGGACGCGGCGGCGGCAGUGGCGCAGAAGCGCCAGGAGCUGCAGAGACUCAAGCGCAGGGAGGAGGCCGUGUGGUCCCCGCCCCAGGCGGCCGCCAGGGGCCGGCGAGAGCUCCAGCCGACGGUGGAGAACCACGUGCUGCCCAGCGCGGUGGCCAACCACGCAGCCAGCAUAUUGCAGCACCUCAAGCAGCAGCAGAGUGAAGGAGAGCAGACGGCUCGACGACGCGUCCGACGGGCGUCAAGCGAGACGCCAGUGCAAGUUAAUGGGGCUGCAGAGCGAGUGGUGCCUCCGCCGACGCCAACCUUUGCGGUGCAGCAAGAUGGCGGCAGUGCUCCACCUGUACGUUGA
Molecule: messenger RNA, 672 nt
Organism: Phytophthora sojae
Lineage: Eukaryota; Oomycota; Peronosporomycetes; Peronosporales; Peronosporaceae
Exons: 1
Coding region: 1-672 (223 amino acids)
Cellular component (GO): centrosome; spindle pole
Source: RefSeq, a predicted model, not a curated record